Messenger RNA from Aspergillus costaricaensis CBS 115574, 1481 nucleotides. RefSeq lists its product as uncharacterized. Bases 157 to 1224 code for a protein of 355 amino acids. The transcript has 3 exons. The record is from RefSeq and is a predicted model, not a curated record. NCBI's taxonomy places the organism in Eukaryota, Fungi, Ascomycota, Eurotiomycetes, Eurotiales, Aspergillaceae.
AAUCGCGCCCACACCAAAAGUGUCUUUACACUGUUCGACCUUUUCCGACACCGCCAAAACCGUCACCCGCCUUGUCGAUGUCGUGCGACGCCACACAUGAUCUGAUUUAAAUACGACCGGCAAGCAAUAAUAAAGAUCGACUAUAUUACCGGAGAAAUGUCGACUCAACAGGACCCCAACCCUUCCAAUGAAGGCAAGCACGAUGGCUUGUCCAAAUAUGUUAAGCGCAUGAAGAUGGCUUUGAGGAGGAGCUCGACUGUCCGGACCACCUCGCCCGUCAUGCAGAAAUCAAGAGAGCCCGAGCCAAGCCAAGCUCCCGCUCCUCAACGUAUCCCGCAGGCUCCUACCGUCAAAGCUACACCCGAUGCGACUGUUUUCACCAACUGGGGCGCCAUUCAAGAAGAGAAGGCACGGGCUCUAUUUGCGAAAUACGGAUUGACCCUGGAGCCUGGAGAAUGGAGGUCCCCUAGCGAUACGACCGUGCAGCGUGUUGUCAGACCCAUCCGGAUGCGAGUCCGCCGUACCUGCCAUCGCUGCCAGACCACCUUUGGCCCGAACAAAGUUUGUGUCAACUGCCAGCACGUCCGCUGCAAGAGCUGCCCUCACCACCCGUCCACCAAGACCAACGACCACCGGGACGACACCCAAGCUGCACUCCAGGCCAUUGUCGCGCAGAAACUGCACAAAACUGUCCCUGUGCAGCACAAACCCAAGCAACCUCCUCUUACGCUACCUUCGCGCACCGGCGGCCAGGAUGUCAUCCACCACCCGACCCGACAACGAGUCCGCCGUACUUGUCAUCAGUGUAGCACUGUAUUCGCUCCGGAUGCUACGGAAUGCAGUACUUGCCAGCAUAUUCGGUGCACAAUGUGCCCUCGCGACCCGUGCGUCCACCCCAGACCAAUUGCAUUUGUUGAAGGCGUCUGUACUAAUGAACUCAGACCUAAACUCGGCAAAUACCCGCAUGGCUAUCCUGGAGAUGUCGAUGCUCCCGCAGAACCUCCUGCACGGACGUGGAAGAAGGCGCGGCAGCGAGUACGCUAUACAUGCCACAAGUGUUCGACAUUGUACCGAUCGGGAGAGAGGAAUUGCUCCGGUUGCGGGCAAGAGAAGGGACCUGAAACAAUACGAGAUCCACCCCGCCGAGACAAACCGAAACCAGACCCCGAAAUUGUUCGACGGGUUGAAGAGCGAUUGGCAAAGGUCAGGAUCAGUACUGGGUAGAUAGUUGGCUGGUAUACAAUCAAUCUACUUCGUUUUGCAGCGCAAAUGGCAAGUCAGGCCUACACUGACUGCCAAGCUGCGUCUGUUCACUUACGUGCUCGCACCCCUACGACAAGAAUAGCAGUCCAGCAAGCUUUACCUCUGCAGCUCGAGUGCCACAAGGCACUGAGAUGCAACGAUGGUUGGCGGACCUAGCAUUGUUUGGAUCCUGAUGUUACUCUGUGGCACCUGAUUCUUUCCUGGUUACUCCCUGUUGU